UUAUUAUACUAAUUUUAUUGGUUAACCCACAAAAUCUCUCUCCUAAAGUGAAAUCCCAAUUAUACCCCUCUCGUCUCCUAAUUUCAACCCCAAUUUGAAAACCCAUUCAAAUUGGACUCCACACUCCAGCUGACCUAGUCUCUCUCCUCUCCCUCUCUCUCUCUCUAGAAAGCAAAACCCCUCCAAAUCUCGACCGCCACCGCCGCCGGCAGCAAUGGGGAAAGGCGGAGCCCUCUCCGACGGCGUGGUGAAGAAGAUCAUGCUCUCAUACAUGUACGUGGCGAUCUGGAUCUUCCUCUCCUUCACCGUCAUCGUCUACAACAAGUACAUCCUGGAUCGCAAGUUGUACAAUUGGCCCUUCCCCAUCUCCCUCACCAUGAUCCACAUGGCCUUCUGCUCCUCCCUCGCCUUCGCCGCCGUCCGCCUCCUCCGCCUCGUCGAGCCCGCCGCCCUCUCACGCCGCGUCUACCUCUCCUCCGUCGUCCCCAUCGGCGCCCUCUACUCCCUCUCCCUCUGGCUCUCCAACUCCGCCUACAUCUACCUCUCCGUCUCCUUCAUCCAGAUGCUCAAAGCCCUAAUGCCCGUAGCCGUCUACUCCAUCGGAAUCCUCCUCAAGAAGGACUCCUACAAGCCCACCACCAUGUCCAACAUGCUCGCCAUCUCCGUCGGCGUCGCCAUCGCCGCCUACGGCGAGGCGAAAUACGAUUCCUGGGGCGUCUUCCUCCAAUUAGGCGCCGUCGCCUUCGAGGCCACGCGGCUGGUCAUGAUCCAGAUCCUCCUCACCUCCAAAGGCAUCAAUCUCAAUCCAAUCACGUCCCUCUACUACGUCGCCCCCAGCUGCCUGGUCUUCCUCUCGAUCCCGUGGCUAAUCGUGGAAUUCCCCGUGCUCAGGCAGCAGACCGCCGCCUUCCAAUUCGAUUUCCUCAUCUUCGGCACCAACUCGCUCUGCGCCUUCGCCCUCAACCUCGCCGUGUUCCUCCUCGUCGGGAAGACCUCGGCCCUGACCAUGAACGUCGCCGGAGUCGUCAAGGACUGGCUCCUCAUCGCGUUCUCGUGGUCGGUGAUCAAGGACACGGUCACGCCGGUGAAUCUGAUCGGCUACGGACUGGCGUUUAUGGGCGUAGCCUACUACAACCACUCGAAGUUGCAGGCGCUGAAGGCGAAGGAGGCGCAGAAGAAGCCUCCAGCCACGGAUGAGGAGGCAGCGAAGCUACUGACCGAGAGAGAAGGGGAUGCGGUUGGAAUGGGGAAGAAGGAUGAUUCGCAAGCUUGAAUUUGGGGUUUUUAUGUAAAUUAAGGAAACGGAUUAGCAGAGGUUUUUGUUGGAAUAAUGUGAAGAAGAAGAAGAAGAAAAUUGGGGAUUAGGGCAAGAUUCAAUCUGGUAAUUUCUCCUUGAAUUUCCAUAUUUUUCUUUUUCUUGCUCACACACUCCCAUUUAUAUGUAACAUUAUUAGCAUAAAAAAGUGUUUGGAUGAAUUCUCAUUCCAAAUUUCCCCUUUUUUCAUGUUAAUUUUCACCAUUUUGUUCCAUUUCUGUUUUACAUCAAAUUUGUUCUAAUUCUAAUUAUAUUUUGCAAGUUCAAA
Molecule: messenger RNA, 1583 nt
Organism: Salvia miltiorrhiza (redroot sage)
Lineage: Eukaryota; Viridiplantae; Streptophyta; Magnoliopsida; Lamiales; Lamiaceae
Product: probable sugar phosphate/phosphate translocator At2g25520
Exons: 1
Coding region: 215-1273 (352 amino acids)
Cellular component (GO): trans-Golgi network; Golgi apparatus; endosome
Molecular function (GO): antiporter activity
Source: RefSeq, a predicted model, not a curated record